Colletotrichum acutatum is the source of this 2020-nucleotide messenger RNA. RefSeq lists its product as uncharacterized. The record is from RefSeq and is a predicted model, not a curated record. The transcript has 2 exons. Lineage: Eukaryota; Fungi; Ascomycota; Sordariomycetes; Glomerellales; Glomerellaceae. The coding region runs from base 249 to 1931 and encodes 560 amino acids.
AUUCCACUUGUUGUGUUUCUACCUCCUUCUCACUCCAGUCAUUCGUUCGUGAUCGGGGCCUUCCUUCAUUUGAGGUGCUUCUUUUUCAAUUCUAGCUUUUCUUACACAGCUGCAUGACAAGAGCAUUUGAGACUUCAAGCGGGCGUUCGCGGACUGUCGCUUGAAGACACAAUUGCAUAUCAACAUACGGCCUUACAACAUACAUAUACCUACACAACAAAACAGCAGGAUCUGGACAAUAAUGCACCAUGGUUGAUCAAGGAACCCAAGGGAGGUGGUACAGAAUCGCGGGGAAACUUCUCAACCGGGGCCUGAUUGGAGAUAUUCUCGGCACACCCGGCGCCAUCGUCAGUCAAGUAUUGUCGUCGCCGGCGACGACAACUCAGGAGAACGUCCAGGCAGAGGGUACACCAGCAGCAGCGGCAACGACACAAGCAGCCGCUGCGCCGGCUGUAACAACGGCUGCCGCCGCUCCUGUAGCUGCGACGACAACACCGGCUGCACAACAACCAGCUGCAUCACCGGCAGCAACGACGAAGCAGGAGCAACAGCAAGCUGCUACAACACCAGUAGCUCAGGCAUCAGCAGCGGCAGCGACGACAUCACAGCAGGCAGCUCAGGCAUCGUCAACAAUAGUCGCAGCAGCAAAUCCUCCAGCAGCUUCAAGUUCGUCUUCGAGUGCUGCAGCUGCUGUUUCGUCAACACCCGCUGCAGCUGCUACGACUGUCCCAGUAGCCGCUGAGAAUGCGGCAUCAUCACCAGUGCUAUCCCAGGCGGUCCCACCAGAGGCAACAGGAACAAGCGUGACCGGGGUUGGAGCGGGGAGCGCAUCAAGUACAAGAUCUGGCGUAACCAAUGCUACGCAAACGUCUUCGCCGAAUUACGAGAAUACAUCAUCAUCGAGCAGUCAAGGGCCGUUGGUCGCCACUGGAGUCGUGCUGGGCAUCGUGGUACUCAUGGGACUCUCCCUCUUGAUAUUCUGGUGCUAUCGUCGGAGAAGGAGAGCAGCCCGCCAUGUUCAUGAACCCGUCGCCCUCGAGAGUCCUAGCAAUGAGUACGGUCCGGCCUCGCCUUUCCGCGAUCAUGUCGACCAAAGUUACACUGAAAUGACUGAGAAUCGUACGGUCUCCAGCGAAGAUGAAUUCACCAUUCAACACCCCGAACCCGGCUACCAGCCUCCUUCCCAACCGCCGAUGUCACCUCAAAUGCAGGACACACCGAGAACAAACCCAUAUGCAGCAUCUCCCUUCUCAUACGCUCAAGCACAACAAUAUGUUCAAUCUCUAGCAGGCACAGGGACGUUUGGUUUCCCUCCGCCACCUCCAAUCCCAGAGCCAUCGCCUAUUCGCAUCUUCAGAUGGCCAACUCGCUCAUCUCGCAGCGGCAACUCUACACCUAGCGUCUUCUCCGGAUUUCGCACACCCAAGACGCCAACUCGCGCUCUAUCCCGGGCUUCUCGAAGUACUGUGUCAUCUAUGCUAUGGCACGGCCGCAGAGACGUUGCCCGAAGAACCAUCAUUCGUACUCCCGGAUCUCAAAAGUCGGCCAAGUCAGCGAAGUCGCGUACAAAUAUUUCUUCUCACAGCCCCGAGAGCACGAUGCCAGAGGGCUUACAUACUCCCAUCCUGGAUUGGCUUCACUGGAUCCGAGGCCACCAACAGGUCGAGCCCGACCCAGAGAUGAACCAUCGAAAGAGCUUCGCCAGCACCACGGAGAGCUCGGUUUCCGAAACAAGCGUUGCAAGCACAGCUAGUAGCGGUGUCUUCUCGCCCACACUCCUUUCCUACCAUCCUCCGGCCAACACGCCGAGUGUCACAACCGAGACCAUUCAAUACUUACCUCUGCCUUUAUUCAAGAAAAGAGCCAGUGAUAGUAAUAGCGAGGUCACGGUGGAAGCGUCCGGUACGGUCCGCAUCCCAAGUUUUGGAUGACGGCACAAUACAAAACUUAAUGAUAUCCCAUCUUUUGGGCAACAGUCGUUCAUUGCAUGGCUCAGGUGUUUUGGUUUAGCAACCUCUCU